This is a messenger RNA of Mytilus californianus (California mussel), 4604 nucleotides long. Its product is annotated as dynein regulatory complex subunit 2-like. The transcript is spliced from 10 exons. Lineage: Eukaryota; Metazoa; Mollusca; Bivalvia; Mytilida; Mytilidae. Gene Ontology annotation, cellular component: axoneme; axonemal dynein complex. The coding region runs from base 89 to 1597 and encodes 502 amino acids. Gene Ontology annotation, biological process: regulation of cilium movement; cilium-dependent cell motility; axonemal dynein complex assembly. The record is from RefSeq and is a predicted model, not a curated record.
GUUUACUUCCGUUACCAGUGACAAUACCCGGGUCUUUAACCAUUACCAUCUGAUUUCCAUUAACUGAUUUAUUUCAUACUAAAUCAAGAUGCCUAAGAAAAAAGGAGGAAAGAAGUCUGGUGGAAAGCUGUCUAAAAUGACAGAAGAGGAAAGAUUGGCCUAUGAAGAACAGAAAAGACUGCAAGAAGAGGAAAUGAAAAAGAAGAAAGAAGAUAUGUUAACCCAGUUCUUAAAGGACAAACUAUCGAAAGAAGAACGAGCAACCAAAUACAAUCUAAACAAACUGAAUCAUCAAUGGAGAAACAUAAUGAGAGAGGCUAAAUCUAAAGAACUACGCAAAGAAAUAGAAAUUCUCAGUCAGACAUUUGAAAGAAUCGUUGACAGGAAAGAUGCAACUAUCAAGUCCCUUGCCAAAGAUUUACAGGAAGCUGAGGAACAAUAUGCUAUGGCUCUCCGUAGCCAUCUACAGGCUGUGGAUAGUUUGUUUGACAUACAAGAAGAAAGGUUAAACAAAUUACAGAUAUAUUAUGAGGAUGAGUUAGCCCUUAUCCAGGAAGAAUUUGACACGGAAAGAGCCUUAAUGAUAGAACAGCAUGGUGUUGAAAUGAACGAUAUAGCUGACAUUCUGUUUGCAAUGGAUCAAAACUUCCAAGAUCGUGAAAAUGAGGCUCGAGCUGAAUUUGAAAGUUUAUGUGAUGAAAUUAAAAACAAGGAUACAGAAGAGAAACAUGGAUUAAAGGUCCUCCUGUUUGAAAAACAAAAAGAAUUAAUGAGACAGUUUGAACAGGCACUGGAUGCUUAUAUUAAUUCAACAAAAAGUAGGAAGAAUGAAUUUGAGGAUUAUAAACGCAAAGACGACCAUGCUGCACAGGAAAUAGAUUCACAGAUGAGAAGAAUCAAUAAAUUAUCAGACAAUAUUUCACAAUUGAAAAAUAAAAUGAUGGCCAAUGCAAAAGAAUGUGAAGAAAGAAAUAAACAACUGAAAGAGGAAAGAGAAAAGAUGUUAGCACACUUUCAAGACUUGAAAGCACAGAUGAAUAAGUUACGAGAACGAGAGAGGGACAAGCUAACAAAAAUGACAUUAGAAAGUAAUUCUGCUAUGAAAGAAUUGAAAAGACAAAAUGAAAAGGUCACAGUUAUAUUGAAACUAGCAGAAAUGUGUCGUAAGUUAGAAACAGAAGAGGAGAAGGUGCUACCAUUCUAUGCCUCCUCCUUGACUCAGGAGGAACAAGAUGAUGUCCAGACAGCCAUGUUAGAACGAGGAUAUGAACCACUGGCUCAGAUUAUGCAUGAAUAUUCUUCAAUGGAGAAUUUCUGGAAGAGAUUCAACAAAGUAUUCCUAGACAAGUUAGCUCUAGAUAAAGAGAAGAUGGGUCUUGUCCAAGAAAAUCAACAGUUAAGAACCUUACUGAAACAGUAUCUGGAUGGAAUCUCAGUCAAUGAUGAAAUUAUCAGCCAAGUCAAUCCAUUGUUUAUUGUUAACAAUAAAACAAAUGUCAAAUUAAAUGUUCCAGUGACAGAUCCCCGUGUACAGAGACCAGUAGCACAAACAGUUGUAGAAGCAGCCCAUGUGGUCAGACAUGUUUUACCAUCAUAGUGAACUAAGACAUCUGUCUACCUUUGUGUUUAGUCAUUUUGAAAUGAGAGCUUUAUUUGACAUCAUAACAUCAUAUCAAGAAUCUUAAAUAACCCAUGAAACUAACCAUUAAGUUUGUAUGUUGUGUUGCUAACUAAACAUAAAUAAUAUAUGUGUAUUUUUUUGUCAAUAUAUCUAAACAUUUAUUCUAAAUUGUAUGAAAUGGAGUGAGUUAUUUCCCCUGAUUUUGUUGUUUUGUUGUACAUUCUAUGCAAUUUAAAUUUUUUACCUGUCCAAAUUGACAUAAAACAUCCUUUUGUCUGUUACACAUUUGGAUUCCUUUGUACCAUUAGAAAGAUUUUUAAACUUCAGUCAGCAAAAUAGUUUUCAAUUUUUUUAUUAGUUAUAAACAAAAAAUAUGCAUUUCCCCAUGUGCAAAAUCCAUACUUAUUCAUCAAUUAAUAAUUACAAUGAUUACUUAUUUACAAUAAUUUUAUUUUCAUAAUUCAUGUUAACAAACUUACUGCAUUUUAACCAAUUUUUACAUUUUUGUUGUUGUUCCUCUUUCGAAUGCACAUAUUUGUAACAUUAAUUUUGAUUGGAUAAAAUUUCAUGUAGCAAUUAAACCACUGAUAUCAUUGAUGAAAACUGCAUUUAAAUUCCGGUGAAAUUAUUUUUUUAUAAUUGUCUCUUUUUUCACAAAUGCAUCAGAAUGCCAGCAUCAUUCUAUGAUUUGAUAAUUGCAAAUUAAAGUUUACUAGCUCAGCUGACAUAUUGCUAGUAAACUCAGUUGGAAAACAUCAAAUAAAAAUUGAAUCUAAAAAAAUUUUUUGUGAUAAGCAAUCUCAUAUUGAUUUAAUGUUACAUGUACAUGGUACUGUCAAAUAUUAUUUUAUUAAUGUAUGUCAUAGAGAUACCAUGUGAGUUAAGUACAUUCCACCCAUUGAACCUCUAGUUGUACUGCAAAUUCAGAAAUUUUUUCAAUGUUUUAUUAUUGAGAAAAAUUGUGAUAUGAUAGGUGUGGCAAAAAUAAAAACUUGCAUUUAUUAAAAUUUUAUAGCAUUGUUUUGUAUGCAGCAUUUAUUGAAAUCACAAAAAUAUGUAUUACAUGUUUGUCCAUUGUCUAACAAUCACAAUAAUAAAGGAACUCAAAAAUAUCUGAAUUUACAGUAUUCAGAAUCUGAUUUUAUAGUAUUCAGAAUCUUCAGAUUCUGAAUACUGUAAAUUCAGUUAUUUUUGAGAUGAUGAUGAACUGCAGUGACAGUCAUUUUAACUUUAUGCUUACAUCUGUGAUAUUUUUUAAAGACAACUUUUAUGCAUUUUUAUGCAUUUUGUUUGUAAAUAUUGUAUUGUUUAUAUAUUAUAUGUAAUAUAUUUUCUACGGUAAACAUAGCUUUACAAUUAGGUCAUUGCAUGAAUUUUCAGACUUAGUAAAUACUUUCAUUGGUACAAGACAUUCAUAUGAAAUAGCCCAUCUUAUGGGUGACAGUUUUAUACAUCUAGCUAAUAAAUUGACAAUAACUGCCAUUACCAGGAUGAAGUAAAGGGCUAACAUGUAUUUAUCAGGUCUAUUUAUUCAUGCAUUGACCAGUAAUUAAUUCUGUGAUAAAAGUUUAUUGACUAUAAUCAUUUUCAUACAAUGAUUAAAUGGACAAUCAUUAUAGCAAAAAACAUUAGUUUUUUACUAGGGAUGUCAACUCGGUAAAGAUUUACUAAUCGAGUACUCGUUGGAUUUACCGAGCGAUACUCGAGUACUCGAGUACUCGUUGACAUUCCUAUUUUUUACUAAUAAAAUUAUUUUUUAAAUGUUAUUUAGAUUUAGAUUUUGUUUUUUUUAUUUAUUUUUGCAUUUAGUUUGAUCAAUAGUGUAUGCUUUGAUUGUUCUAAGCUACAAUUAUCCAUUUUUAGAAUAGUGUAAUUGUAUAAAAUUAAAACACCAUUCUCUAGACUUUUCCCUUUUGUAAGUGCAUUUAAAGGAGACAAUAUUUAGUGACAUUGCACAGAUAGAAAACAUGUUAGUAAUCACUAAGGGACAACUACAUAUUGUCUUAAAUUCAUAAGAAAAAUAGGUUACCAUGGUAUAAACUUGCACUCAGAUACCAUUUUCCCCCUCAAAUAAAUGAUGUUUAGAGAUUUAGUAUUCAUGAAUUUUAUUUUCUGCUAUAUAUAUUUUCUCUUACCCUUUAAAGACAAAGACUCCAUAUUUUCAAAAUGUAGUAUCUUGUUAUGAUUUAGUUGCUGUAGACUGAAAUAGCAGCUAAGAAUGUCGGUUGGAUACAAACUGAAGUAGGAUGCUCAUUUAUAUAUCAUAGUCCAAUUAGUGAGGAGCAGCUCCCCUCUGCUCUUAUAGUUCUACCCUAUUCUUUCUUUGGUUUCUGAAGGAAAAUAUAAACUUCUUAUUGCAUAAAAAUCAAUUUUGACUACUGCAAAAAGUGUUUUACAACCAUAAAUACCUUAAACCCGGCAAAAAUACAUUAAUUUAAUCAAUUAUUUCUUUCUUAUUUAUAAACAUGAUCUUGUUGUCCCUUUUCUGACAAAAACUUGUGCUAAUGUGCCCCUUAUUUGAAAGUUGUGGGCCCCUCUGCCCUAAAAUUCAUCUAGAACACUGAUUAAUUCACCCACAUAUACAUCCAUCCUAUCUGCAUUUAUGAGGGUCUUGAUUGGGUUUAUAGAAUAGAGAAAAAUGUGCUGAUUAAUAAAGAAUAGAGAAGAAUAAGGUGCUAAAGAAUGAAGAAACAAAUGGCCUAUACAAAAAAGAAGAUCCCCAUCCAGACCCUCUUAUUUAGUGUUAUCAAUUUUUCAAAAUUGGAUGUGACAUUUAUGACAAGAUAUUUUUUUAUAAUUAAAAUUUUAAUGAAGUGCAGAUGAGAUUUUGAUAUCUGUUUUUGUAGACUUUUUAUUUUGUUAAAUAUUUGUUGGUUUAAGCAAGUUAAGUGAUAUAUUACAACUGAUUUUUAAUGAUUUUUUUGCUAUGCUUUUAUUAUUUUUGUUACUUGUCCCAGUGAAUUAAUAAAUUACAAAGAAUUUG